AUGCCAGCUCUGUCUGUCUCCCUGACUGUCUGCGAUGUGUCUCUCUCUUAUCGCCAUGUAGGAAACACAAACAGUGUUUUUGCCCUGGACUACAUCAGCGGCUCCCUGACAGUGAACGGCCAGCUGGACAGAGAAAACCCUCUCUACUCAGCAGGAUUCACUCUCACUGUCAAGGCCACAGAGUUGAAGGAUGAUCGCAGCCCAUCAGACGCAACAGUGAUGACCACCUUCACCAUCCUAUUAAUUGACAAGAAUGACAAUGCCCCAAAGUUCAACAGCUCCGAGUACCGGCUUCGCAUCACUGAACUUGCCCAAGUGGGCUUUGCCCUGCCUCUUUUCAUCCAGGCAGAAGAUAAAGAUGAGGGGGUGAACAGUAUGUUCCAGGUGUUUUUGACUGGAAACAAUUCGGAAUACUUUACCAUCUCCCCCACAGCGGUUCAAGGGCGUGCUGACAUCCGCGUGAGGGUUGCCUUGCCACUAGAUUAUGAACAGAUUCGGAGCUACAGCUUUUCGCUGUAUGCCAAUGAGUCCAUGUCAGAUCAUGUGGGGUUUGCUCGUGUUUUCAUUGAACUGAUCAAUGAAAAUGACAACCGGCCCAUCUUCAGCAGACCUCUGUAUAACAUCAGCCUUCCUGAAAACACCGCUCCUGGUACAUCACUGGUGCAGAUCCUGGCCACAGAUGGAGAUGCAGGCCCGUUUGGGAUUGUCCGUUACUACUUUAGCGACGAGCCAGACCAGUUUUCACUGGAUGAUGAAACAGGCUGGGUUAUUCUACAGGCCAGCCUCGACUAUGAGUUAAUGCGUCGCUUCACUCUUACCGUGCUGGCAAGAGAUGGUGGGGGGGAAGAAACGACGGGAAGGAUCCGAGUAAAUGUGCUGGACGUCAACGACAACGCACCGCUCUUUCAGAAAGAUAUGUACGUGGGCUCCCUUCGAGAGAAUGAGCAGGCGGUGCAGUCGGUGACACGCAUCAGGGCUACCGAUGAGGAUUCUCCUCCCAACAACUUCCUGACAUAUACCAUCAUUUCAGCGUCAGUCUUCCCUGAUUACUUCCGUAUCAUCAUGGUGGAGGGCUAUGCAGUUAUAAGUGUUAACAGGCCUCUGGACUAUGAGAUGGUUCCCAAGGGGAUGAUCUAUUUGACAGUGAUGGCCAAAGAUGGGGGAAACCCAGCGCUUAACAGCACCGUCCCCGUCACAGUGGAAGUUAUAGAUGAAAAUGAUAAUCCGCCUGAGUUCAGCAAACCUUCUUACAUCGUUAAAAUCCCAGAGAACCUUAAUGCAGGGGCAACUGUACUGGUUGUAAAUGCAACGGACUUGGACGCCUCGCGGGAGUUUGGCCAGGCUUCCCUCAUCUACUCCCUGGAAGGCUCCUCUCAGUUUCGCCUGAAUUCACGCUCAGGCGAACUCACAACCACAGCCCUGCUGGACAGAGAGCAGAAGUCGGAGUACAUCCUGAUAGUGAGAGCUGUGGAUGGAGGAGUUGGCCCUCAGCAGAAGACUGGCAUUGCCACCGUGAACAUCACCAUCCUUGACAUCAAUGACAACGCCCCGCUGUGGCGAGACGAGCCUUACGAAGCCAACGUCGUGGAGAUGAGUCCCUUAAACACUGAUGUUAUCUCUGUGUUGGCAGUGGAUCCAGAUAACGGGGAAAACGGGACGGUGACGUAUGCGAUCAGUCCUGCAAACCCUUUCUACACCAUCGACAGCAGGACAGGGAAGAUCCGCACCAGCGGGAUGACUCUGGACAGGGAAAGCUCAAACUCCAGAGACACGGUCCUCAUGAGGAGCAUUGUAGUGUCUGCUGUGGACCGAGGCACACCUCCACUGCGUGCAACAGCCAGCACCACAGUGUUUGUCAACCUGCUGGAUCUUAACGAUAACGACCCAACCUUCCUGAACCUGCCGUUUGUAGCAGAAGUUCCAGAGGGACUUCCCAUCGGAACCUCAUUCUUCAGGGUUCAGGUAGUGGACCCGGAUAAGGACGAGAACGGUCGCAUUACGAUGGCCCUCCAGAUGGGCAUGCCGCGCCUUGACUUCCACCUCAACACCUCCACCGGCGUUCUCACCUCCACGGCUGUGCUGGAUCGGGAACAGAUUGGCCAGUACCACUUGAGGAUUGUUGCACAUGACGCCGGGGAGUUUCCUCGCACCUCCACUUCAACUCUCACCGUCUCAGUUCUGGAUGUAAAUGAUGAGACGCCCACCUUCAACCCCAGAGUUUACAAUGUUUCCCUGAUGGAGAGUGUCCCCAGAGACCACAUCGUUGCGCGCCUCGUCUGCUUUGACAACGAUGCUGGUCUCAACGCAGAGCUUAGCUACUUCAUCACAGGUGGGAAUCAAGAUGGAAAAUUCAGCGUUGGCUUCCGAGACGGCAUCGUUAGGACUGUGGUGGGCUUGGACAGAGAGACUCAGGCGGUCUACACUCUGGUCAUUGAGGCAAUAGACAACGGUCCAGCAGGGAGCCGAAGGACAGGCACCGCCACUGUGUUUGUUGAGGUGCAGGACGUCAAUGACAACAGGCCCAUCUUCCUCCAAAACAGCUACGAGACCAGCAUUCUGGAAACCGUUCCCAGGGGAACGAGCAUCCUUCAGGUUCAAGCCACCGAUGCAGACCAGGGAGAAAAUGGACGGGUUCUAUACCGGAUCCUCACUGGGAACACCAACAACCUGUUCAGCAUCGACAGGCAGACCGGGCUGCUGACCAGAGGGAACAGGUCUUUGGAUCGAGAGACCAGCAGCUCCCACGUGUUGGAGGUGGAAGCCUACAACAGUGAUGAAGGCAGCCUGCGGAGCUCAGUGAGGGUGAUCAUUUAUGUCGAAGAUGCCAACGAUGAGGUGCCGGUUUUCACCCAGCAACAGUACAACCGCUUAGGCCUGAGGGAGACUGCAGGAAUUGGCACCUCUGUGAUUGUAGUGCGAGCCACGGACCCCGAUACUGGUGAUGGUGGAUCUGUUGCCUACUCCAUUGUUUCCGGCUCAGACCGCAAAUUCCAAGUGGACGUCAGCACCGGUCUAGUCACCACUGUGGACUACUUAGACUUCGAGACCAAGACCUCCUACCUGAUGAACGUGUCGGCCACUGACCAGGCGUCGCCAUUCCACCGGGGCUUCUGCACCGUCUACGUCACCCUACUGAACGAGCUGGAUGAAGCCGUGGCCUUCUUCUCUGCGGGCUACGAGGCGUCUCUCAGGGAGAACAUCGCCACGGGGACGGAAGUGGUUCAGGUUCAGGCGCAGUCAGCCGACAACUUGAACCAGCUGACUUAUCGAUUCGAUCCCGAUACAUCGCCAGCAGCGUUGGCCCUCUUCAAGAUAGACAGCGUCACGGGCCGUAUCACAGUAACAGGCCUACUGGACAGAGAGAGGGGAGAUUCUUACACGCUGACUGUUGUAGCUGACGACGGAGGACCGAAGAAGGACUCCACUGUGAAGGUUUCCAUUACCAUUCUGGAUGAAAAUGACAACAGGCCGGUGUUUGAUAUUACAUCAGAUACGUCUGUGAGCAUCCCAGAAAACACGGCCUUCGGGAAAAAAGUGGCGGUGGUGCUGGCGAGGGACACCGAUGCCGGAUUAAAUGGACUGGUCAAUUUCACCCUGGUUGCCGGAAACAUGGAGGAUGUGUUCAUGAUCAAAACAGUGAACUACAGCUACGGAGAGGUCUACGUAAACGCUCCUCUGGACAGGGAGUCAGUGGAUCGCUACUUAUUGAAGAUCCGUGCCACUGACAACGGCUCACCUUCCAGACAUUCAGACCACUCACUCACCAUCAACAUCCUGGAUGUAAACGAUAAUCCACCCAUUAUCGAGAGUCAGAGAGGCUACAACGUCAGCGUCAACGAGAACGUUGGAGGAGGUACCUCAGUCCUGAAGGUCAUUGCUACCGAUAGGGACAUUGGUCCCAAUGCCAUGCUGUUUUAUUACAUCACUGCUGGAAACCAGGACUUGACUUUCCGCAUGGACCGCAUGACUGGAGAGAUGGUGACCCGGCCAGCCCCUCCUGACAGAGAGCGACAGCAGGAAUACCACCUCAUCGUCACCGUGGAGGAUGACGGCACCCCCCCUCUGUCGACCUCGACCACCAUCUACGUGCGAAUUGUUGACGAGAACGACAACGCCCCAGAGUUUCCUGAGGAGGAGUACGUCACAGUGCUGAGCGAAGGACCUGACACCGUGGGGGCCACCAUCGCCACGGUAACAGCCAUUGACCCUGACGAAGGUCUUAACGGGACCCUGAGGUAUGCAAUCGCCCAGGGCAACGUGAUCCAGACGUUCAACAUCAACAGCGUCACGGGCAGAAUAACUGCUGUGAAGGAGCUGGACUAUGAAAUCAGCAGUGGGCAUUAUGCAUUGGUUGUCACAGCUACUGACCAGUGUCCAAAUCCUGCUCUGCGCCUGACAUCCAGCACAACGGUGUCGGUAAAAGUCUUUGACAUAAACGACGUGACGCCAACCUUCCCCAGAAGUUACGAGGGUCCCUUUGAGGUGACGGAGGGCCAGCCGGGUCCACGGGUGUGGACCCUCAGAGCAAGGGAUGAAGACUCUGGUCUUAAUGGCAAAGUGGAGUACAGCAUCAGUUGUGGAGAUAACCAGAAUGAGUUCAUGAUUUCCCCUGUGGAGGGUGAGCUUCGGGUGAGGAGGGACGUGGAGCUGGACAGAGAGACCACAGCUUUCUACAACAUCACUGUAACCGCACGGGACCUGGGAAUGCCGCCGCGCAACAGCUCGGUAGUGGUGGGCGUCUACGUUCUCGACAUCAACGAUAACGACCCAGUCAUACUUAAUUUGCCUCACAACACCAGUGUGAGCGAAGGUGCUUCAAUCCACACCUCCGUGGCCAGAGUACGAGCCCAGGAUGCCGACAGGGGACUCAACGCUCUCCUCACCUACAACAUCACAGCUGGAAACCUGGGCGGAGCCUUCUACAUCAACGACACGACCGGAGUGGUUCAGGUGAACAGGCCACUGGACAGAGAGCGGGUGGCGGAGUACAUACUAACCAUCACUGUUCGGGACAACCCAGAGAACCCGCGCAUCGCUCGCAGGGACUCUGACUUCUUGGUCAUCACCGUUCUGGAUGAGAAUGAUAACAGGCCAGUUUUCACCAGGACCAGCUACAGAGCUGAAAUCCCAGAGAACUCUGCAGCAGGCAGCACGGUAACUGUUUUGAACGGGCCUGUUCUGGCCGAGGAUAAAGACAUCGGGCCAAAUGCUGUGGUGAAAUACCGACUGUUUGGACCCAGGGUUGACCUCUUCACUGUUGACCCCACCACUGGGGUCCUACUUGUGUGUCAAGGAGCAAAGUUGGAUCGCGAAGCCUUUCAGGACCCACGAGUCGAGCUGAUUCUGGUUGGGGAAGACAUCGGGGGUUUAAACAGCAGCGUACCUCUGACCGUGACAAUCCUGGAUCAGAACGACAAUCCUCCUGUCUUCAGUCCCUCCAGUUUUAGUGUGCGGCUGCCUGAAAACAGCCCCACCGGCGUUGUGGUGACUCAGCUCUCUGCCACCGAUGCAGACUCUGGCUCCAACGGUUGGCUGAUGUACCGUCUGGAAAGCGGCGCUCAGGACCGCUUCGUGGUUGACCAGGUCUCUGGCGCCGUCCUGGUGGGCAACACGACGCUCGACAGAGAGGAGCGUGGGUCCUACCGCCUCGUUGUCAUGGCAACUGACCGCGGCACGCCCCCUUUGUCCGGCACGGCCACCCUGACCGUUAUCCUCGACGACGUCAAUGACUCAAGACCGCGGUUUAUAGAGCCUGUCACCAUGAUUAACGUCAACGAGUCAACCCCGCCGGGUGUGGUGGUAGCUACGCUCACUGCCGAAGACCCCGAUCUCCAUCCAAGGCUUGAGUACUACAUCAUCUCAGUGGAGGCAAAGGAUGAUGGGAACAAUCCAGUGGUUGGCUUGCAGGACUCCUUCGGUAUUGAUCUACACACAGGUGCCGUAUUUGUACGCAACCCAUUGAACAGGGAGCUGGUGGCUACGUUUGAGAUCAUCGUGUCUGUCCAUGACAACGCCAGUGAGGUUAUAGACAGGUCUGGCAGUGUUCCCAAUGCGAGACUAACCAUUAACGUCCUGGACGUUAACGACAACGCUCCUCGUUUCCGGCCCUUCGGAGUCACCAACUUCACCGAGAGGAUUUUAGAAGGAGCUCAGCCGGGCACAACGUUGCUGUCAGUGUCGGCUGUAGACCCUGACAAGGGUCCCAAUGGUCAGGUCAUUUAUCAGCUCCUUCACGUGCCGAGAGGCGGAUAUGUGAGGCUGGAAGAUUUUUCUACUGGUAAAAUCGUGGCCAAUCAGACGGUGGAUUUUGAGCAAGUGCAGUGGCUGAAUUUCACCAUACGGGCUCAGGAUCACGGGACGCCUCCAAGGAGCGCCGAGCUUCCAGUUUAUUUGAGGAUAGUGGACGUCAACGACAACAACCCAGUUUUUCUACAACCCUCCUAUCAGGAGCCCAUCUUUGAGAACGUGGACUUAGGCACCACCAUAGUCCGUGUUAGAGCCACGGAUGCUGAUUCCGAACUGUUCGCCGUCAUAGAGUACAGCCUUGUAGACGGAGAGGGCAAGUUUGGCAUCAAAUCGUCCACUGGAGAAAUCUACAUCCUGUCCCCUCUGGACAGGGAGACCAAGGACCACUACACUUUAACUGCUGUUGCACGAGACAACCCUGGAGGGAGCCCCAACAACAGGAGAGAGAACUCGGUUCAGGUUCUGGUGACGGUUCUGGAUGUCAACGACUUCCGCCCCCGCUUCACGAAGCGAGUGUACAACACCAGCGUGUUUGAGAAUGAGCCCAGCGGCACAUCAGUGAUCACGAUCACAGCGGUGGAUCUGGACGAAGGACAGAACGCUGCGUUGAUCUAUAGCCUACUUGGAGCACAUUUAGACGCCUUCUCCCUGGAUCCAAUCACCGGAUUGGUGCGUUCCCGCCGCCUGCUUCAAUCUUCAGAACGUUUCAACUUUACCGUUGUAGCUACAGACCAGGGACGCCCCCCUUUAUGGGGCACCGCAGACCUGAUCAUCACUGUCAUAGACGUCAAUGACAACAGACCAGUGUUUCGCAGACCAGCUAAUGGAACCAUCAUUCAUAUCUCUGAGGAGCAACCUCCAGGCCUGCCCGUAUAUGAGGUCCAUGCAACCGACUCCGACGAGGGCGUGAACGGAGAGGUCCGCUACGCCUUCCUGCAGACAGGAGCUGGGAACAGAGACUGGGAGAGUUUUCACAUUGACCCCACGUCCGGAGUCAUCACCACCACAGUUAAACUGGACCGAGAGAAACAAGCCCUGCUUAGCCUUAUCAUCGUGGCCCGGGACAUGGGUCAACCAGUGCCUUAUGAGACCACGCAGCCACUGCAGGUGGCGCUGUUGGAUAUUGACGACAACGAGCCGGUCUUCCUGAAGCCACCGCGGGGCAGCCUGCCCUACCAGAAGCUGACCGUUCCAGAGCACUCCCCCCCUGGUACUGUGGUGGGCAACAUAACCAGAGCUGUGGAUGCAGACGAGGGCUCCAAUGCCAUUGUCUAUUACUUCAUUGCCGGAGGAAACAGCGACGGAAACUUUGGCCUGAGUCUCGAUGGAGUGCUGAAGGUUUUCAAGGAUCUGGAUAGGGAGGAGAUCCCAGCCUACCUCAUCAUCAUCAAGGCCUCCAGCAACAGGAGCUGGACUCCACCCAAGGGUCAAAGGUCAUUACGAGCCAAAGCACUGGACCCCAAUCUUGACCCGAGCCUUCUGGAAGUCCGAAUAGAAUUGGAUGACAUUAACGACCAGACGCCACGUUUUUCUAAGACAGAAUACACCGCCGGUGUUGCUGCGAAUGCUAAAGUCGGCUCAGACCUCAUCAAAGUGGUGGCUGUAGACAACGACAUUGGAAACAACAGUGUGGUCCAGUACCACAUUGUUACUAUCCGCUACUUCCAGACCCAGAGCAACGGCAGUGAAGACGUGGGCAACAUCUUCACCAUUGGUUUGACGGAUGGAAUGAUUCGGAGUUAUGACCUCUUUACGGCUUACGACCCAGGCUACUUUCAGCUAGAGAUUUUAGCUUGUGACCUGGCAGGUCACAGCGCCACCACUAACGUAAAUAUCUACAUCCUCCGAGAUGACCAGAGGGUCAAGAUAGUCUUCAACGAGAUCCCUGACUGGGUUCGGGAAAACCAGGACGAUUUCAUCAGCCUGCUGUCCAACAUCACAGGAGCCAUCGUAAACCUGGAUGACAUACAGUUUCAUGUGGACAAGAAAGGCAGAGUGAGCUACGCUCAGACUGACAUGCUCAUCCAUGUUGUCAACAACCAGACCAACACCAUCCUCGAUGUGGAAAGAGUCAUCCAAAUGAUCGAUGAGAACAAGGAGCAACUGAGGAGCUUGUUUCGGACGUACAACGUGGUGGACGUCCAGCCUGCUGUUGGUGACAAACUGCCCGACGACAUCUCCACUCUGCAGCUGGUGAUCAUUAUCCUGGCCGUGCUGCUGUGCUUGGCAGGAAUUUUGUUUGUAACAAUGAACUGGCAUUAUCGCAGAGUACACCAGAGGAAGCUUAAAGCUAUUGUUGCAGGAUCAACAGGAAACCAAGGUCUAAUGGAUAUCCUGGACAUGCCAAACACUAACAAGUACUCGUUCGAUGGAGCCAACCCAGUGUGGAUGGACCCAUUCUGUCGCAACCUGGAGCUAGCUGCACAGGCUGAUCACGAGGACGACCUGCCUGAGAACCUGAGUGAGAUCACUGACCUGUGGAACAGCCCGGCACGCACUCAUGGCACCUUUGGUCGCGAGCCUCAAGCGAGGCCAGACGACGAUCGCUACCUGAGAGCGGCCAUACAGGAGUACGACAACAUUGCUAAACUGGGUCAGAUUAUGAGGGAAGGUCCCAUCAAGGGAUCUCUGCUGAAUGUGGUUCUGGAUGACUACCUGAGGCUGAAAAAGCUCUUUGCAGCGCGGCUGGUCACCGCAUCCACCGGCCAAGGAGGAGAUGAGUCAUCGGUUACGGAGCUUAUCCAGAGCGAUCUGGAGGACGACGAGGACGAGCACCUGGGUUUGGGAGGCGGACACGGCAAUCUGCGCUUCAAGCACAAGCUCCCCGUGGAGCUGAAGGGACCUGAUGGAGUGCACGUGGUCCACGGCAGCACAGGCACCCUCCUGACCUCAGACCUCAACAGCCUGCCGGAGGACGACCAGCGGGCUCUGGCCCGAUCCCUGGAGGCGCUGAACGCCGACAACGGUUUGUACUCGGAGAGAAACGCCCGCACGGAGUCCGCUAAAUCCACCCCGAUGCACCGUCACAAGGAUGGGGACACCCUGUCGGAGAGUCCCCUGGAGAUCACAGAGUUAUGACUAGCCGAGGCCUCGCUGGUUUGAGGGCAACCAUGGCAGGUGUGUGUCCUUCUGCCUCUGCACAAUCAUCCAAGGGGGCAGGAGGAGUGUUUGUAGUCUAGGAAGAACAUCGUCAGCAAAACAUCCUGGAAGAUGAGCUGGUUUGAAUGGGUCUGAUGUCAACAAAGUCCCACUGGAGCUUUAAUCCACCUGCAGGAGGAAAAAGGUCUACCUGAGAUUCCUGACUGAAUAAGAUAAGAUGGACCAGACCUCUUUGCUUGGAACAUUUUGCUCCAAUUAUGACCUUAAAAUGAUCUAAAAGGUGCCUCAUUCUCACCAAUCCUUUUUUUAAACCUUCGUCUGGACCGAAGACACUCUCACACACACACUCGGACCAGCAGAUGGCCUCUAAAGGGAACCAGAGAGAGAGUAAAUAAUCAGGCAGAUUUUAGGGUCUCGUUUUGGCAACACGAUGCAGUCGGUGUACCAUGGGUGUGGACGGAAACAGCAACGCUUCCAGCUUAAUGGCUUGGAAAGGAUUCAGGAACAUUUCAUUCUAAUGUUGAACUUUUAUUUUCUUUUUUUUAGAAGGAUCACAGACUGCAAAGGGUAAAAAGCUCCUGAUGAGAAGCAAAUAGAAGAACUUUCUCUGGAAGGGGAUUAUAGCCAGAACAGAAAUAAAAAGAUCCUCCCUACAGUGGCUGAGUGAGAAAACAAACAG
Molecule: messenger RNA, 10024 nt
Organism: Cyprinodon tularosa
Lineage: Eukaryota; Metazoa; Chordata; Actinopteri; Cyprinodontiformes; Cyprinodontidae
Gene: cdh23
Product: cadherin-related 23
Exons: 60
Coding region: 1-9324 (3107 amino acids)
Biological process (GO): homophilic cell-cell adhesion
Cellular component (GO): plasma membrane; catenin complex
Molecular function (GO): calcium ion binding; cadherin binding
Source: RefSeq, a predicted model, not a curated record